UCUGAUGAGCUCUUGUGGAGUCAACAACGUGGGAAUUGCUGAGCUGUCGGAGGGACUCGUUCAUCACCUCUCAGCCGUCGGCGCUUUGUAACAGCAAGCAGCUCAAACGGACACUAGCAUAGCGGACUAUGCGUGUGAAGACGCUUCAAAUUCUAUGGCACGACAAACAGCCCAUUUUCUCAGUCGACUUUGAGCCGAAUGGGAACGGUCGUUUUGCGACGGCAGGGGGGGACUACAACGUCAGGAUAUGGAACCUGCAGAAGGAGGAAAACGAACCACCUGUGGUACAGUUUGUGUCAAGUCUGAAUCGGCAUACCGAAGCGGUGAAUUGCGUUCGUUGGUCGCCCAAAGGCGGAAUUCUGGCGUCAGGAGGAGACGAUGGGACCAUAUUCUUAUGGCAAAAAGCUGAAAAUAGAGAUGGAGUCACCUUUGACGAGGAGGACGGAACACUAGAAACUUGGCGCAUCGCGCAGGUGCUACGCGGCGCGACGGCAGAGAUCUACGACCUUGCGUGGUCGCCCGAUGCUGCCUACAUCAUAUCAGCCUGCAUCAACAACACGGCUCAAAUCUUUAGUGUCUCAGAACAAAAGUGCAUUCAGGUGCUCACGGACCAUGGUCACUUUGUUCAGGGCGUUGCGUGGGAUCCUUUAGGGCAGUAUCUGGCGACGCAAAGCAGUGACAGAUCUGUCAACACUUACAUCUGUGAGAAGAAAAAAUCGACCAUGUUAGCAAAGCUAACAGGACGCCUUACGAAGCUCGCUUUCGCCAAAGAAGAGAGCCAAGAGCAGUCUGUACAAUCCGACAACAAAGGCGCUGCUGGAGACACUGCUGACAACUCGAAACCUGACGGCACAUCGGCUCCAAACAAGGCCAUCGCAAAGAACUUUCGCCUGUUUCAUGAUGAGACCUUGACGUCCUUCUUCCGAAGACUAACGUACACCCCCGACGGAAGCUUACUAUUGGCCCCAGCGGGCGUCCACAAAAGUGCAGUUAAGGCUACGGAGAGUCGAAACAGCGUUUAUGUCUAUGGCAGGGGAAAGGCUCCACAACCACUGGCAUAUCUCCCCGGUCAUGGGAAGCCCUCGAUAGCAAUCCGAUGUUCACCAGUUCCAUACAAACUUCGCAAAUCACAGUCUCCCGGAAAGCCACCAUCAGCACCAUCACUUUUUGCGUUAGAGCAUCGAUACAUCUUUGCCGUUGGUUGCCAGGAUGCCCUUCUCAUCUACGACACUCAGCAACGAGAGCCGAUCGCCUACUUGAGCGGACUACAUUACGCGACACUCACAGAUUUGGCAUGGUCUCCGGACGGCUGCACGCUUCUGAUAACCUCCACGGACGGAUUUUGUUCCGUAAUCUCUUUCGAGAAGGGCGAGUUGGGGGAGACGAUCGAGGCGCCACACAAGGCGGCUAUAGAUCCCUCAAUCGGCACACCACCAGCGUCGCCCACUGCACGGACUCUUACAGCCAUAGACACAAGCACGGCCACCCUUCGCAUGCCUUUGGCAGCUCAACCUGACAUCCCAGUGGCAUCAAAACACAGUAGAGAGGAUCCUGCCCGCACGGACAGCGGAGCGCCGGAGAGCAAGAAGCGCCGAAUAGCCCCCAUAUUUUUAGGCAACUGAUCAUAAGGUGACCCUUAUUUCAUUGUAAAUAGUUUAAAUAAUCGUAGAGGCGGAUCUGGUCGGACCUGUCUCACGCGCUCAAUUCAAGGCUGUCAUUUUUGAGUCCUCCAGAUA
Molecule: messenger RNA, 1736 nt
Organism: Fimicolochytrium jonesii
Lineage: Eukaryota; Fungi; Chytridiomycota; Chytridiomycetes; Spizellomycetales; Powellomycetaceae
Product: WD40-repeat-containing domain protein
Exons: 8
Coding region: 129-1622 (497 amino acids)
Biological process (GO): nucleosome assembly; DNA replication-dependent chromatin assembly
Cellular component (GO): CAF-1 complex; nucleus
Molecular function (GO): protein binding
Source: RefSeq, a predicted model, not a curated record